Molecule: messenger RNA, 1380 nt
Organism: Amborella trichopoda
Lineage: Eukaryota; Viridiplantae; Streptophyta; Magnoliopsida; Amborellales; Amborellaceae
Source: RefSeq, a predicted model, not a curated record
AUGGGCUUAACUGGCUCACCAUCAGACAGAGACAGAUGGUACAAAUCCUUCUUACCGGAUACCGUCACUGCAAGUGAAUCUGAUUCCAGAAUGCUGUAUGCGUCUAGCGAGGUGAUCGAUGGCUUUGCUGCAAUACUCACCCCUGCGAAAGUAGAAUCGAUGAUGACCAAAGAAGGCUUCCUGCAUGCCUACCCAGAUGAACUUCUAGCCUUACAAACCACACAUUCCCCUCGAUUCCUGGGGCUUAGCCCAAAGCAUGGGAUUUGGCCUAAUACUCGGUUUGGAAAAGGAACCAUCAUUGGUGUUUUAGACACUGGUAUAUGGCCGGAGCACCCAUCUCUGAAUGACAUUGGGAUGUCACAACCGCCCAAGAAGUGGAAGGGGUGGUGCGUGGAUGCCGGCCCUGACUUCAACUCAUCUCACUGCAAUAAGAAGCUAAUAGGUGCCCAAGUAUUCACCAAGGGUGCCCUUGCUGCAAAAGCUAAUGUCUCUGAUUCACCCCGUGAUGAUGAAGGACAUGGCACGCACACUGCCACGACUGCUGCGGGACAAUUUUGUUCCUGGGGUGGAGUUGUUCAACAGCAUCAGGGGCACGGCGUCAGGCACAGCCCUCCUUGCGCACCUUGCAAUCUACAAGCUGUGCAGAAAGGCAUCCUUGUGAGUUGUGCGGCAACGAAUGAUGGACCUGAUGAGGGUACUGUACGGAGUACAGCACCUUGGGUCCUAACAGUUGGUGCCAGCACGAUGGACCGCGAACUCUGGGCAGACACAAAGCUUGGUAAUGGGCAAAUCUUUACUGGCCAGUCUCUCUUUCAACCAAAAGAUUUCAAGCCCACACUAUUCCCUUUGGUGCAUCUCUUCUCUGACCCAAAAUGCAAUGGCAACCUAAGUACAACAGCCCUCUCUGGUAAAGUGCUACUGUGUGAGGACGGUUGUGGAAUGAUAAGGGCCUACUUAAACUCCACCAAGAAUCCAAAGGCAGGGGUUGUGUUCAUGGGAUCAGUCUUUGAGAAAACAGCAGCUCCUAUGGUGUCUGCGUUCACCUCAAGAGGGCCAAACAUAGUAAGCCCAGGCAUUCUAAAGCCGGACAUUAUAGGGCCGGGUGUGAACAUUGUAGCAGGCUGGCCAUCAAACUUAAGCCCAACUGGAAUCGAAGAUCCAAGGAGAGUUGUUUUCAACGUGAAGAUUGGAACUUCAAUGUCAACCCCCCAUCUCAGCAGCAUAGGGGCUCUACUAAAGGCUGCCCAUCCGGAUUGGACCCCAGCAGCCAAAAAAUCGGCCUUGAUGACUACAGCUGACAUUCUAGACAAUAAGGGGAAGCCCAUAAAAGAGCAUGACAUGAUCUGGCCAAUGUCUUUGCCUUGGGUGCAGGUCAUGUAA